Papaver somniferum (opium poppy) is the source of this 1405-nucleotide messenger RNA. RefSeq names its product inositol 2-dehydrogenase/D-chiro-inositol 3-dehydrogenase-like. The record is from RefSeq and is a predicted model, not a curated record. The transcript has 7 exons. The coding region runs from base 125 to 1297 and encodes 390 amino acids. Gene Ontology annotation, molecular function: nucleotide binding. Lineage: Eukaryota; Viridiplantae; Streptophyta; Magnoliopsida; Ranunculales; Papaveraceae.
GUAAUUUCUCCUUGCGGAUAUUUGGACCAAAAAAAAAGAAAAAGAAAAAGAAAUGAAAUCGCACAGUGAGUAGCCAGUCUUCCCAACUCCAUUCUCAAGAUAGGACGGGGAGGUGAAGAAUUCAAUGAUCAAAACAAUGAGCUCUGUAGGAGUUGUGAAGUAUGGAAUUGUAGGAGUAGGAAUGAUGGGAAGAGAGCAUCUCAUAAAUCUUGGUCAUCUCCAACAACAAGAAGAAGCCAUAUCUGUUGUCUGUAUUGCUGAUCCUCACACCCCUAGUCAACAACUUGCCUUGCAAAUAGCAAAUUCUCAAUUCAACUGGUUUCCACAGGUUUUUUCGGGACACGAAGAAUUACUAGACAGUGGACUUUGUGAUGUUGUGAUUGUGUCUACACCAAACAUGACUCAUUUUCAAAUUCUUAUGGAUAUUAUUAAACAUCCUAAACCACAUCACAUACUUGUUGAGAAGCCAUUAUGUACUAAUGUUGCUGAUUGCAAAAUGGUGAUCGAGGCGGCUAGAAAGAGGCCAGAUUUGUUGGUACAAGUUGGAUUAGAGUACAGGUAUAUGCCUCCUGUAGCUAAGUUGAUAGAUGUAGUGCAAAGUGGAGCAAUUGGACAAGUCAAAAUGGUGUCUAUUCGGGAACAUCGGUUUCCUUUUCUGGUUAAGGUGAACGACUGGAAUCGAUUCAAUGAAAAUACUGGGGGGACUCUAGUUGAGAAGUGCUGUCACUUUUUUGAUCUGAUGACGUUGUUUGUUGGUGCAACGCCAGUACGUGUCAUGGCUUCUGGAGCUAUAGAUGUCAAUCACAAAGAUGAAAUUUAUGACGGAAAGGUCCCCGACAUUAUCGAUAAUGCAUAUGUCAUUGUUGAAUUUGACAAUGGUUCUCGAGGCAUGCUAGACCUUUGUAUGUUUGCUGAAGGGAGUAAGAAUGAGCAAGAGAUAUCUGUUGUUGGUGACAUUGGUAAGGGUGAAGCCUUCGUUCCAGAGAGUAUCGUUCGUGUGGGUACACGAACAAAGGGGAGAGAGGGAGUGGAAACUAUGAAAGCCGGGGAUAAGCGGAUACAGUAUGACGGACUCCAUCACGGAUCAAGCUAUUUGGAACACCUUAACUUGUUAUCUGCUGUUAGAUCAUCUAUCAUUCAUCAGGAUCGGCAAGAAGGUGGCGACACUGUCGAACGUGACUGUGCUGCGGUAGUGGGGUUGCAAGAUGGGUUACUCUCUGUUGCCAUUGGUGUUGCAGCACAGCUCUCAAUACAGAAAGGACGUUUUAUUACCCUUAAAGAAGUAUUGGAUGUCUGAGUUUAAAACCAAGGGAUUUGUAUCCCUCAGUAAUUAUGUUCCGCAAUUGAACACCUGUAUUGUAAAAUAGAGAUGAAAAUAAUUUGUUGGUAACAUCAUAUUUUGGUA